GAUACUUACCUACUAUAAAGUGAACCCACUUUUAUUUAUUUUCCCCUCUCUCUUACCCCCCAAAUGCCGAAACGUAGACUCCCACCCAUUCGCAGUAACAAGCGGAAGAAGAAGGUAAGUCAUGCAUGCACACAUCAAUCACCACGACCACUGCCCACCGCCAAUCCCUCAAACCGCAGCACAGAACAGUAAGCUAAGCUAACCCACAAAAACCGGUACCGUAGCUCCCGGAGACUUCUGAGGAAUUCCUUGACGGUUAGUGAGGUUCCUCUUGGAAACCCGGUGUGGUACUGAUGAUGCGGGAAUUGCCUGCCAGCUGGUAUCGAAUUGGAGGAGUCUGGGGAUCGGUGGAGGGCUGGGGAUAAAGUUAAGGUGUGUUAUGUUGUUAUGUGUUAUGUCUACCCGUAUAGUGACUUGGGGAAUGUGGAAUUGACACGUUGUGGGAUGGAUGGGUGGUGCGCAUCAUACUAGGCUGGGAGGUUUUACAUUAAGGCUAUAGAGAGUUACGAGGCGGCGUUACAGAGGAAUCAGUGGUCUUUUGAUGCGACUUAUAAUAGGUGAUUGAGUUUCCGUUCACCAAGUUACAAGUGGCUCGCUCGCUAACUCGAGUACUAUAGAGCACGUUUGCAGUACCAGCUAGCGCAACAUCCGAAUCUGCUUCCCACUCCUUCAGACGUAACCCCGAGAUCACUAUUAGAGAAGGCGGUACAGAGCCAUAGGGAAUGCCUGGUUCUGAACCCCGAGAAUCAAGAUGCCUUAUUGUGGGUCCUUUUCCAAUUCGAUCCAAUUCGAAUUCGAUAAUAUCCGUGGAGAGCUAACCGGAUACGUUAGUAAUACGGGGCAAGUUCUCUGUAGCCUUGCAGAAGCCCUAGUCGAGUAUAGGAACACACCUGUCGAAGUCCGGUCCGAGGCUUCAAACUUUUUGUGCGAGGCGGUAGAGGUAUUUCAGAAAUGCCUUCAGGUCCAGGAAUCCCAGCACGCCUCACUCGGCCUAGGGAACGGUACCGGUACCGGUAUUGGAGAUGAAGGAGACACCGACAUGGAUGCCGACGAGCCCCCAAGCGAACACGAGAAUCCCGUCCCCAGCGAAGGGGGACAGGGAGAUGACGACCAAAUGAGCGAAGGGUCGGGAAGCGGUAGCGCACAAUGGGUGAUCGUACAGACCCCCGUGACAUUGACUCAAAUCUUAGACACGGCACUUGCUCAACUAGAUGCAUGUGCGUCAUUGCUCCCGCUCUGCGCGGUAGCGAGCCUAGGAGGAAAGUCAUUAUCCUGGGCACAAUCCAUGGGUGAAACCCUGAUCUCGUCAAAGAUAAUCCCACUAUCCCAAGAGAUAGGGCGAGAGCAGGACGUCGCACUUGCCAAAGCCAAUUUCGGGGUAUCGCUCGGAGAAGCUAGCUUUAGAGCAGGACUGACCGACCUCGCCGGGUGGGAGGCAGCCAUCCACUUAGCCUUUCCGAAUUCCGAAGGUACAGCCCAAGGCUUUCAGGAAUUAUGCGAUAAAGCCGACGCUCACAUCCAGCUUGCCUCCGCCGCCUCAGAGAAGACGGAGGAGGGGGGUGCUGCGGCCAAUUUGGCCUGGAGGCAUUACGCACUUUCCGCAAAAAGUUUGUCUGCAGCAGCCAAGCUUGAGCCAGCCAAGUCCGAGAUUCACAUCGCAAGAGGGGACGUGGAAAUCUUAAGGGCCAAGCUGAGCGUCCCCGCUGCGGCGGAGAGCAGAGAUGUCUUGGUCAAAAAUGCGGGCGUUUACUAUCGCGGGGCGAAAAGGCUUGAAGGCGAUGCAAGGAUCAGAAUUGAAGCCGCAGUUAAAGAGGCUAUGGUGGCGUUCGAGGGCGGGGAUGGAGGUGAACUAUUGAAAGGGAUUGAACCGGGCCCUAUCGUCAAAGAGGUGGUGGUGGAGGCGGUGGACGAGGGCCUGUUUAGCGCAGAUUGGUUGUCGAGAGUUAGCUCAUGAAGGUGAGAUAUAGUGCUUCAUGCACUUGUUCCCUCGCGCGUAUUGUAUGAUACAGUAAAAGUCAUGAAUUUGGGAGGUAUUCCCGAUGGUCUGGAGUUCAUGGAACACAAGUGCGGAACGGUAUAAGUGCUUAUGACC
Molecule: messenger RNA, 2092 nt
Organism: Tuber aestivum (summer truffle)
Lineage: Eukaryota; Fungi; Ascomycota; Pezizomycetes; Pezizales; Tuberaceae
Source: the annotation of a GenBank genome assembly